CGGAUCUCCUUUUUGACUGACAACAACUUAAAAACCGUCGCAAUCAAAUUCCACGCGCGUCACCAUCUUAAACCGAAAAAGGAAAGCGAAGGAGUCGUCGCUUAUCCGAGCAGUAAUGGAAGCCGUUCUGCGAAAUCCAAACCCAUUUUCGCUCCCUUCCAUCUCCGCCGUUAAAUCCAGAUGCUUCAGCAACCGGUUUCCUCAUGUCCGUCUUCCGGCUUACGCCUGGGUCGGCAGAAGGAGAAGUCAUUUAUCUUUCACUGUCAAGGCCGUUCAGCAUUCCACUACGAUAGAAGAACUGGAUCCUUUCGAGUUGAAGCUGAAAAACCCGGCUAUCUCAACUUCAUAUCGGGAUUCCCAGUUUUCCCUUCCUAAUCAGACCGUGUUGGAUGCUCAGGCUAAGGUCUGCACCGGCCCGACCCAAACUAGACCUCUCAAUGAAGAGCAAGCAUUCAAAGUCUUACGGACCAUUCUAAAAUCUGCUAAGGGAGAGCUGAAAGAUGAAGAGGCAGUAUCUAAAGCCCAACUCGGGGCAUUUUUCGCGGCUAUGACUAUUAGAGCAAAUUCUUUUCCAGAGGCAACACAGUGGAGUGAUGGGGAAAGGCGAGCUAUGGAAUUCUUUUGGCCCGAAUUGAUCCGGGUUCUUCCUCCGGAUAUAAUUUUCAUAGCUGAUCCAGAAGGUUCUUUGAUGGGAAUAGGAAGCUCCAUAGGACCCCAGUUUGUUGGGAACAACACUGCGGAAAUGAGACUUGUGGGUGCCUUGAGGGAAGUUUUGGCUGGAGGUCAUCUUGGAUAUGAGGAGGUUCAGGGUGUUCUGAAAGAUGUUCUUCCACUAGAUAGAGGACUGUCUGGUGUGAGUGAGACAUUGCUUUCGGCGUUUCUGAUAGGACAGCGAAUGAACAGGGAGUCAGACCGUGAGCUGAAAGCUUACUGUCUUGCAUUUGAUGAUGAACCAGGUCCUGCACCAGUUGCUGAUGUUAAAUCGUUGACCCAUUAUGGCGAACCUUAUGAUGGAAACACCCGGUAUUUCAGAAGCACAUUAUUUGUUGCUGCUCUUAGAUCCUGCUAUGGUGAAUCUUGCUUGCUUCAUGGCGUGGAUUGGAUGCCACCCAAAGGAGGCAUCACUGAAGAGCAAAUGCUGAAGUUCAUGGGUGCAAAUACACAGUUAUCACCAUUCCAAGCCAAAAAGAUUCUUGAGGAUGACAAGAUAGGUUUUGCUUACAUAAGUCAGCGUGAGGCUCACCCAUCUUUAUAUUCUUUAGUUGGGUUGAGGGAACAUAUAAAGAAGCGCCCACCAUUGGCAACUGCAGAAAAGGUUCAACAAUUAGUAAGGGCACAAGGGAAGGAAGCAAUUGUUGCAGGCUUUUAUCAUGAUGGUUAUGAAGAGCCACUUUUAAUGCUUAUGAGGAGAAGAGGUGUUCAUUCUGGUUUGGUGGUCAAAGGAGAAGAAGGUGCACUUUCAAUGACCACCAAAUCACGAUCAGUAAAUGCAUCAAAGGGUCUGUCAGUAAAUUACUGUUCUGGAUUUCGUUCAGUAAAUAGGACACCUGCUAAUGCAGCCGACGGUGUGUCACGUGAGAGUUUCAACUUUGUGGUGAAUGCAGAGGAGUAUGGCUUUAAACCCACUGAUACUCCCAGGACAGAUAAAUCGGUAGCAAGAAAUAUAGAAUUGGGUUUAGCUGCUCUGCAAGGAGAGAAAGGUCCAGCAUAUGACCGAAUUGUUUUAAAUGCUGGAAUGGUUGACCAUUUACUUGGGUGUGAAGGAGCUGAAGAUGUACCCAUUGCCCUUGCGCGAGCCAGAGAGGCCAUAGACAGUGGUAAUGCCUUACAGAGACUCUUGCAGUACGUGCGAAUAUCUAAUUCAGUGCGAUAAAGGUUGACUUCAUAAUGAAUACUUAAAUCUUUAUUUGUCCCCAUAGUUGAUACAUUAUGUAAACAAAGUUUCAUAUACUAUGAAAGUGAGAUAUAAUAGUAGUGAAAGUUUUUUUUUUGUAAUUAAAGUAGGACUUUUGCCUGAGUAUCACACCAAGAAGUUUUGAUGAAUGUGUAAAUUGUUUUUAGCUAAUUA
This is a messenger RNA of Cuscuta europaea, 2068 nucleotides long. NCBI's taxonomy places the organism in Eukaryota, Viridiplantae, Streptophyta, Magnoliopsida, Solanales, Convolvulaceae. The record is from the annotation of a GenBank genome assembly.